AUGGCUGCUGUUAUUCAAUUUCGUAACUGGUGCGAAGUCGAUCUCCUUAUUCGACCAGUCCUCACGCACCACAUGACCGACGUUGAAGGACUUGACUCUGUUGACUCCUUCGCCAACAGAACAACUUCUCAACUUCGCGAAGACAUCAAAUCUAUGCGAAGAGCCCCUGAUCCCAACAAUGCAAAUGCGACUAUUGGAGUCACCGCUCGCGAAUCGAUGACGAUUCAUCGUAUCUCCAAAUACGGGAAGCUCCUCAUUUUGGUUCAAAGAACCCACACUCCAGCUCUUGGAACCAUUCCAAAUCUUCUUUUUAUUGGCCAAUUCUAUGAUGAAAAUCCGGAUCUCAUGGAAGGGGACUCCUACCCGCUUCCUCCUCAUCCCCCAAAGUUCAACAAUCGCGAUGGCCGAAUCAUGAUGGAAAACAUUGAAAGUUGGGCUUGUACUGCCUACGGAUAUCGUGGAAUUCGUCUUGAUUAUAUCUUCCGUGAAAAUUCUGAACUUCCAGUUGCUGGUGACCCUGGAUUCCUUCGAGCCGACGACUGCUCUCGUUCCAUCGAAGAAGAACUUGUUCGACGUGCUGCCCAUACUGGUGCUGUGUUCCGUCGCAACAACCAGAAAUUUUGGGUUAUGCUCCAUGCAGUCACACAUGAAACCGAUGCCUACAAUCAUGUUCGCCAAUUUGCUCCAAGUUUGAAUGGUCGUGCUGCUUACUUCGCUCUGUUUGCACAAUAUCGUGGAAGGGGACAUUUCACAAAUGAACGCCAAGCUGCUGUCCGUGUCCUUGCAACACUUCACUGGAACGGUAAAGCUCGAGGCUUCACAUGGAAUACUUUUAUCAGUCGCCUUAUUGGAGCCUUCAACGACCUCGAGUUGAACGGUGAUCCACGCUCUGAUGCAAAUAAGGUUGACGUACUUCUGGAGAAAACUGUUGGAGAUUCCUCACUCUCUAAUGGAAGAUCACAUAUUACUGGAGAUGCCGUUCUCCGAUCAAAUUUCCAAGGUGCCAUCGAUUAUUUAACAACACAAGUUUUAGCUGCCGGUAACGACAACACCCAGCGCCGCAAUCGACAACUUGCUGCUUUUACUCGUGGUGGUGGCGGACGCGGUGGUGAUGGUAGAAGUGGAGGUCGUGGCCGAGGAAAUGGCGCCACAAACCGUCUGCAAUCGAAUGUACCAGAUCGCUUUAGCCGAAAUGGGAUACUACUAAAUGAUGGAGGUUAUUCAAAUCAAAUCUGGAGAGAGGAGUUUACACAAGAAGAAAGAAAUGUUUGCUUAGAAAUGCGUCGCAACCGUCGCAAUGGUGGUGGUCGUGGCGGAAGAGGCCGUGAAGGCCGUGAAGGCCAUGGUAGAGGUCGUGGUAUCAGCGCUGUCCAUAAUGGACGAGCUGAUCAAGAAGAAACAAAGGAAGAAAAUAACAAUGAUGGGCGUGGGGCCGGUGCAGGAAUGAGUCGUCGCCGUCGCAACACUCGUGACAACGAUUGA
This is a messenger RNA of Cylindrotheca closterium, 1482 nucleotides long. NCBI's taxonomy places the organism in Eukaryota, Bacillariophyta, Bacillariophyceae, Bacillariales, Bacillariaceae. The record is from the annotation of a GenBank genome assembly.